GCACUUUCAGUGAGAUUCCCAAUGGAUACCUAAUGGGAGAUCCCAGUAAACUUCUUUUGGCCAAUAGGGCAAACUAUCAGGUGCGGAACUAUUCUUCACUCCCUGUGCCCCUCGGUCGGAACCAUUUGACUGACACACGGCGCUGAGGAAGGCGAGUGAAAAUCGCGGGGCGGACAACGUUGUUGUUAAUUAUUUCGCAGCGGAAACCUUGAAUUCGAGUAUAAACCAAAACAAACCCGAUUUUGCUGCGUAUUUUAUAAAAGGAGGGAACGAGCCCCCCGGGGAGGGGGCUGUUUGACUGUGGGAGGCAUCACCUCGAGACACAAACACACACAGAGCGCUUCCUGAAUAAAAGGCUUUGAAGGUGGAUGGUUACAAUGAAUUUGGAGAUAUUCACAAAUCGUUGGAAAGCUUGUUAAGUGGGACAAGGCUUCCCUCAUUUUGAAAAAGAAAGAUGAGAGAGAACAGAAGUCAGCUGUAAAUUGAACUCGAGCACCGUCAUCUCUAUGUGUCUUUUAAUCCACUUCCUGAAAGCAGAUACAACGUAACUUGGAUUUGAAGAUGAAUAUUUUGGUGACAAAAGUCUUCUGCAUGGCUGGGGUUUUCAUCCUAAUGAUGUUCGGCUCAUUAUUGCCUGUUCGAAUGAUCCAAAUUGACUAUGAAAAAGCACACAAGUCCAAGAAGGUGCUCUCACUUUGCAGUUCAUUUGGUGGUGGAGUAUUUCUGGCAACCUGCUUCAAUGCUUUGUUGCCAGUUGUAAGGGAAAAGGUUCAAGAGGUUCUUAAGAGUGGAAACAUAUCAAGUGACUAUCCACUGGGUGAGACAACAAUGAUGGUGGGAUUUUUUCUGACGCUUUUUGUCGAACAAUUGAUUCUGACAUUUCAAAAGGAGAAAACGUCCUUCAUUGACUUGGAGACAUUCAAUGCAGGGUCGGAAGGGGGUAGCGAUUCUGAGUAUGAGAGCCCUUUCAUUUCACCGGGACGAGGUCAAAGCAACCUGUGCAGCCGCAGCUAUCAUUCACAUAGCCAUUCUUUCAACUUGUCUGAGCUGCCUCAUUCCAGCCCUUUGCGUUUGCUCAGCCUCGUGUUUGCCCUAUCUGCUCACUCUGUGUUUGAGGGUUUAGCCCUGGGCUUGCAGGAGAAAGGAGCAAAGGUUAUCAAUUUGUUUAUUGGAGUGGCAGUCCAUGAGACACUGGCUGCUGUGGCAUUGGGAGUGAGCAUGGCUAAAGGAGGUGUGCUGAUGAAAGAUGCACUGAAGUUAGCCCUGAUGGUCAGCGCAAUGAUACCAGCUGGGAUAGGCAUCGGGAUGGGCAUUCAGAGUGCCGAUAGCCUCGGCAGUCACAUCGCGUCAGUUGUGCUGCAGGGUUUUGCAGCUGGGACAUUUCUGUUUGUCACUUUCUUUGAAAUUCUGGUGAAAGAAUUUGAAGAAAAGCAUGACCGCCUUCUGAAAGUACUUUCUCUGAUCCUGGGGUACACACUACUGGCUGGGUUUGUCUUUCUAAAAUGGUAACAUUUUGCCUUGGUUCAGCUUGCAGUACAAUGAAGGCACGUGACUGUCUCACUCUAUUUGAUUAGUAUCUCUGAUCACAAUAUUGUUAUUUUCUAAUCUAUCAUUACAUUUGUGGGUAGUGGUAUAAUAACCAGUGUCGUUGUAAAUUUCUAACUGUUUUUAUAGUUGCUGCAUGUAUAAGGUACAGAGUUGAUACUGGGUUUACUUAGUAUAUUAAGUGCCAGUAAGCAAAAAGGUUUUUUGAAAAAUACUAACUUAAAUCUUUGCACUAUAAUAAUAUGUCAGUGUAUCUCAUGUGGCAUGCUUAAUUCACCUGAAAUUGUUUUCAUCAGUAUGUCAACUUAGUGUUAUACAAGGGGAUAUCUGCCUGUUACAACAAUUCAAUUCACAAGUCCAUAAUAUUUUAUUGCGAUUCUAGUGUCAACAUUGCUGAAUAUGUUUACAUAUGUGUAUAUCUGGUGUAUAAUGUUUAAAUUAUUGUCAGGGUUUUUAAAGUUUGUGCGCUGAAUACUUUCUGGACUGCAUAAAAUGUAUUUGUAAGCAUUUAACAAAUUUCUUCAAGUUUGUGUUUUUGAUAGAAACAGCCUGUUUUCCUUAAUACCAAAGGGGGUGCCAGUGUCAAAGUGAAAAUACACAGGGAUUAUUUAUUUUCCUUAUUGUGCUCUAAUCUCACAGCAAGAGGCUUGCACCUUCUAUCUCAAGCUUGUUUUAAGCUCGCAGACGUCAGUCUGGCUGAUGGUAAAGAUUUAACAAGGGUCCUGAACUAAGGAGUGGAGAAUUCAUCUCCUCUCCAACUAUUGAUCCUCACGGCUCUUGGCAAGCACGUCUUUUUGUGGAAAUCAAGCAAGGACAGAAUUUGAUUGGACUGUUAUUUUCCUGGGAUUUGUAGCCUGCUGACACACUGGAUAAGCUUUGAGCAUAAAGAAGAUAAUGUACUGAUUUGCUGGUGACUCCAAAAUUGUUUCUUGAUUUUAGGAUGGAAAAAAGUUAGGUUGGGCUGGAUGCAGGCAAGGAGAGAAGAACUUCCUACUUUUAUCCUGAUUGAACACUUGCUCAUUUAAGCAGCCGGUGUUAAUUACUUCACUAAGGAAAACUGAAUGGAAGGAAGCACUGAAUCUAAAUGAAAUAAUGCACUUCAGCCCUGGAUUAAUGCACUGCUGUUAAAUAUGAUGUAGUGACUAAGCUUGCUCAGCAUCAAAUUCAGUUCUGCUUGCUAAUGGUGCUUGAUGGCACUGUUGAACUAUUUAUCUACACUGCAUUAAUUAAUCUCCCCUAGUUAGGGGACUGUAGUCAAAUUUGUUGCCACAGGUCUGGAGAUGGAGAAAAGUCAGCAUAAAUCUGAUAAGCAAAUCAUGCUGCUGGCGACACUGUAGAGACCCCUCUUCCCUUUUGAGGUCAGAAUCAAACUCUGUCGAGAUGUGAUGCCUCCAGCACCAGCAGAGAGUAGUCUGGCACGUACAUUUUUUUCGGGGUGAAGUACUGGAGACUAUCCAGUGUCUGUGAAAAGCAUGUACCAGCAGUCAGCAAAAUAAACCUUGCUUGUGACUCUCCUUAUUAGAUAACUGUUGAUGACUUUUUCCUUAUAGACAAAAGGAGUUGGGCAGGAAAUAGUUAUGUCACCUGCCAGGAAUUCAACAAAAAUCAGGAAGGAUGGUCUCUUCUAGAUGGGAUUGACAGAAGAUAUAUGAAGGAUGAUUGCCCUCUUGGGCUAAAAGCAGUUGUCUGAGUAACACUUCAUUUGGUGAAUUUUUUUUCUUGUCUGUGAAUUCCUUAGAUGUCUCAGUUAAUGACUUAGCAACGGCUCCAUUUCCUAUAGCAUAGUGAGCCUGAGAAACUCUCACCUUUCUGAAUUUCACUUCUUCCUUUUUCUCCCCUGAAGGCACUGACUGUGGUUGGGGUGCAGUCGCACAAGCCGUGCCAACUUGUACCUCACUCAAGAAUUUCCUUCUUUGAGAGUAUAGAGCAUGUGAUGGUGGGCUAUUAUUAAUCAGCAACAGAAAGGAAGAGAAAUUGUAAUCAUUUUUAAGCUUCUGAGUGUGUCUAAAGUAAAUAUGAUGCUCUUCGACACCGAUGGUGUAAGGAACUAUAUUACUGUAAAUAUAAUGUAUCUUGCUCAACAGCUUUUUCUUAGAACAUCUUUUAUAAUUAUGAGAACCUAGUCUCCUUUUAAGUGGAAUGCAAUAGUAUGAGGUAGAAGUGUGGGGCAGUGAGUCACUUCAUUAAUAAUGCUUUGCUGAAUCAACUAAAUUAGGGAAACCAGUUCUUUUUUAAGCUGCUGGAGAAAUGUUAACCUAUCCUUUAAGCAAUAUUAGGAUAUACUUGCAAGACAAUCUUGCAAUUUAUGGUAAAUUGUACAUGAAGCACUUCAGGAUUUUGAGACCUAAUAUUGUGUGUCAAUGCAAGUUUUUUUUAUGUGUUAUCAUCUGGGAACACUUAUUUGUUUUUGGUAGAUUUGAAAUAUGUAUCUUUUACUUUUUAAUAUUGGUUUAACAGCAUCUUCUUGCCUAAAGGUGAACGAUGAUUAUUUGUCUAUGAUAACUUCAAUUCUCCAAUAGAACUGUUUUUUUUUAAAAAAAGGUGACAUUUAUCUAAUAGGAUAUGCUAUUGUUCAGGCCUGUGUUGUUGUAGUUUGCCUUGACUUGAGAUGUACUUUCUUUGUAGGUGUUGACACCUAUUCUGUUUGGUAUUCACUCUGCCAGUAGUCUGUACAACCAUCAGUCUGCUUUUCUAUUAGAAGUUUGGAUCCCAGUGUAGAUUGAAAAUUCAGUCUGGACAGUGAGCUCCAUCAAUAUUUAAAUGCAACUUUGUAGCAAUAAUAAAGGACUGACUGCCACCAGUGCAUCAGGUGUAGAGUAAUUUUGCCUUUUUUACCUGAUCAUAAAAGAUCAUGAUCAAUACAGACAAGGCUAGUCCUAAAUUCAGUCCCAAUCUCUGUUGAAUUGGAUUGCUGCUGGAACCACAAAACCUCCAAAAACUGGCAGCUUAGAUUGGAUGGAAUGCUAAAAUAUCUGAAGCACGAGUAAGCCAUACCCAUAACUUCCUGCUUUUAAUGGAAUUCGGUGAGUUGCGGGUUAUGGCAGGUUGUAGUGAGGAUCGGAAAGGAAACUACCAACCAGCCAAUUUCGGGUCAUAGAUUAGCAACUUAAAUAUGAUGAAAUUGUGUACCUCGUAUUUGGCAAUGCCUCUACCAAUCAGACUCCAAUUGCCAACAAGUUCUCAAGCAGGAUAAAUUACUGUUCCCUUUAAGAUGUGGUAUUAUUGCACUUCUGUCCUGAUGAGUUCCAGAUGAAGAGUUUCAACAGCAUGUUUCUUUUUUGCAGCAAUACACCAUUUUAAAUCUUUUCUGAACCUGUCCAGUUUAAUAAUAUCCUUCCUACAACAGGGUGACCAGACUGCACACAAUACUCCAGAAGAGGCCUCACCUGUACAACCUCAGUAUGAUGUCCUAACUCUGAUAUGCAAAGGUCUGAGCAAUGAAGGCAAGCAUGCUCAACGGCCCUGUCUACCUGUGACUCAAAUUGUAAAGAAUUAUUUACCUAGGUGUUUCUGUUCUACAACAUACCCGGGGCCCUGCCAUUAAGUGUAUAAGUUCCUGUCCUUGUUUGUAUUACCAAAAUGCAGUACCUCUCAUUUAUCCAAAUUAAACUGCAUCUUGCCCUUUGACCCAAUCGAUCAAGAUCACUUUAAUCUUAAAUAACCUUCUUCACUGUCCAUAACACCAUCAAUUUUAGUGUUAUCUGCAAAUUUACUAACUAAGCCAGCUUCAUUCUCAUUCAAAUCAUUUACAUAAAUGACAAACAAAAGUGGACUCAGUAUUGAACCAUGUGGAACACUGCUGGUAACAGGCGUCCAGUCUGAAAAACAACCUUCCACCACCACACUCUGUCUCCUGACAUUAAGCCAAUUUUGUAUCCAUUGGCAAGCUCACCCUGAAUUCAAUGUGGUCUAAGUUUAAUAAUUAGUCCACUAUGUGGAACAUUGUCAACGGCUUUACUAAAAUCCAAGUAAACGACAUCUACCGCUCUACCCUCAACAAUCUUUUUGGUUACUUCAUUAAGUUUGUGAGACACUAUUUUCCUCACACAACACAAAUUGCUAACAAAAGUGACAGCUAGCUUGCUAAUGCCUUUUAGGAAAGGUGUCCUUACCUGAUUUGACUGGCAUGUGACUCAAAACCCAUAACAAUGUGGUUGACUAUCAAAUGUUGCACGAAAUUGCCCAGUAAGACAUUCAGUUCAAUGACAAUUACAGAUGGGCAUUAAAUGCUAGCCGUUCCAAAAAUAUCCACCUCCCAUGAAAGUUUUUUAAAAAAAAAGUCAAACCCCAAUCUUUUCAAACUGAACUUGUGAUUUUUUAAACGGUAUUUGUUUUGUUCUUUCCCUCCAGCAUGUCCACUUUUUGUGUUUUGUCCAGCUCUCGUGCCAGCGCUGCACCUGAGUACCCUCUGUUGGGCGUCGCGCAGGAGGCCUGUUAUUCAUACUGUUAUCAGUUUUGCCAGGUUUUCCAGACUGCUGCAAUAUAAAAAGGUAAAAUGCUUGAAAUAAUCUGCAGAUCUGUGAUCUUUCAUUUGAACUGGGUCCAUGUCUGGUGAUGUUAUCUUUCUUUUUCUCCACAAAUGGUGCUGUGCAUUUCCAAUAUUGCCUUCCUUCUUAUUUCAGGUUUCCAGCGUUUUGCUUUCAGUCCAGAGGGCCAUGUCAUAGUUCUUCCCAGGUGUCAUUGUCAAUGGGUUUAAUUUGAUGACAAUAAUCUGUAGGAAAAUAUCUCUCAUUAUUUUCAAACUACAUGCCAAUAGAUUUCUCAAGGGAUAUUCUUAAUCAAUCACUUUAUCUUGUUCCCUCAUCAGUUACUGAACUGCAACCACCAGCCCCACUGCCUGUUUUGUGUCCUGCAUCACUGAAUUGCACAGUUUAGAAGGACAAUAUCUAUAAUUUUACAGUUUAGAUGGACCUGGUAUGAAAAUUUUAUGCAUCUAUUAUUACACUUUACUGAAAUUCUAGUAACUGCAAAGCCUGUUACUUUUCUAAUUUAUACAACCUGACUGGCUUAUUUAUAGCUGACAAAAUGCUACAUCAGUCUAAUGUCAAACAAACAAAACAGAAAUUGCUGGAGAAUGAGAGUUUUAGAUUUUCAGCAUCGGCAGUUGUUUGUUUUAUAUCAGCCUAGCGUUCAGCACUCCCACUUUCUGGAUGUAGGGAGCUGACUGCGGGUGUUUUGUAUGAAGCCAAUUCAGGGAGCAAGGUUAUAAAUUGAAGAUAACACAAACUAAACAUAAAAAAGUGAAGCUGCUUCUUUUUAUUAAAUUGAAUAAAGCUACUGACUAAUACAGGGAAUAAAUUGCAAAACUAAAAUAUCAUUGGAAUGUGGGACAAUAUGGAUUUGAGAUAGAAGUGAGUUAGGCAAGUGGCUGGCCAGGUCCCUAAAGAAGAUCAUAUUACAACUUGAGGGUAACCGGUGACCCUUCAUGGAUGCCCUUCUGAGUGGGCCUCCGAUUGAACAGCAGUGUCAGGGAUUUGAUGGUGCAGAGAAACAAGUGUAGCACAGAGAGAUAAACUUGUAAGAAAAAGGAAGAAUAUAAUUUCACAAUAAAAUUUCUAAUAGUCUUCAUGCAAGUUGCUACUUAGGAAUGUGAGUUUCAGAUAACUAGACAAGACCCUAUCUUAGAAAUGGGGUAAACUUUGAUGGUAAGUUUUAUUUUUAUUAAGGCUUGAGAAGCUGGUCUAGGGAAGUGUGAAGAAAUCUGCUACAAACUUGGAUGAAACUACUGUUUUAACUACUGAUUGGCUUCUGGCUUCUGAUUGCCAAGGCAGGAAUUUUUCCUUAAAUAGGUUCAACAGCACUUGAAAAUGCAGCUAAACAGAAUCGUCAGAGCAACAGAUUUUGUGAGAGAGAAAGCAUGCACUUGUUUGUGUUUUGUACUGUCAAUGUAUUGGGUAACAAUAUAUUGCUUUGUAGAAAUACUAACAUUUUAAUUGAAAACUGUGGAAUGUAUUACCAACAAUUAAAUAAACUUCCAGAUAUCA
Messenger RNA from Rhincodon typus (whale shark), 7529 nucleotides. RefSeq names its product zinc transporter ZIP3. The coding region runs from base 562 to 1509 and encodes 315 amino acids. Gene Ontology annotation, biological process: zinc ion transmembrane transport. Gene Ontology annotation, molecular function: zinc ion transmembrane transporter activity. The record is from RefSeq and is a predicted model, not a curated record. NCBI's taxonomy places the organism in Eukaryota, Metazoa, Chordata, Chondrichthyes, Orectolobiformes, Rhincodontidae. Gene Ontology annotation, cellular component: plasma membrane. The transcript is spliced from 3 exons.